Messenger RNA from Dichotomopilus funicola, 906 nucleotides. RefSeq lists its product as uncharacterized. Gene Ontology annotation, biological process: intracellular protein localization. The transcript has 2 exons. Gene Ontology annotation, cellular component: nucleus; cytoplasm. The record is from RefSeq and is a predicted model, not a curated record. NCBI's taxonomy places the organism in Eukaryota, Fungi, Ascomycota, Sordariomycetes, Sordariales, Chaetomiaceae. Bases 1 to 906 code for a protein of 301 amino acids. Gene Ontology annotation, molecular function: ribonucleoside-diphosphate reductase inhibitor activity.
AUGACGGGCCCUCGCACGAAGCGGCAAUUCGCCGGCGCGGCCAGCGAUCCGUCGCAGCGCUCCAUCACCUCCUUCUUUUCCCGGUCUACAUCAGGGGCCAAUUCCAAUUCCGCCAACCCCUCCCCAAAGCCUCCCCUUGACGGUCCCGCCGUCCCCGCUCAGAUCCAAACCGACCUCCUCAAUGUCGGCAUGCGAGUCCGCAAGGCGAUCCCCGAAGGUUACAAGACCGGCACCGCCUACAGCGCCUUCACCCUCUGGGCCGAAGACAAUGCCACCAAAAAUACUGCCGAUGACGCCCAGCCAAGCUCGGCACCGUCCAGCGUGCCGUACAAUUCUUCCAUGCGCGAGCUCGAGCCCUUCUGCGGGCUGAACAGGGUUGGCGGCUUGGCCUUUCAGCCUGCCUACGAUAGCAGCAGCAACGGAGAUGGCAAUCCGGGCUUGACCAGCAGCCAAGAUACCGUCUCGUCCUCGUCCUCGUUCUCGCCCUCAUCCUUCGCGGCUUUCGCCAACCCUGCCGGCACCCUUAACAUCGCCACCGCAUUCUCCUCUGCGCCUCAACCCCCAACCCGCAAGCGCAUUUACACCACCGACGAAGAGGAAGCUGCCCACAGCGCCCUGUCCACCACGCUCCCCUAUCGCGGCCCAACACGCCUGAGCAGCGAUAAUCCGGUUGCCGCCUGGCUCGAAGAGGAAGUUUCACCGCGGAGUUUGGUGCCGCCGGCUGGGGCGUGGGAGAAUGCGCGGGUGUUGGCCGUGCCGAGGCGCUCGGAAGAGGAGGACGAUGAUGAUGACGAGGAGAUGGGUGGGUCUGGGCAGGAGAAUGUGAUGGUUGUGGGGAAGGGGCGGGAUGGGAAUGAUUUUGAGGAGGCGAACUUUCUGGACUAUGGUAGGAUGGAGGUCGAGUAA